GUGGUUCAAUCAAUUUGCAUACAAACAAGAUGGCGUCGUAUUUUUCCUAAUCGGCUUUCGCACAGCUGAAAUGGAAUCACAGGACCCUUCGAACAACUGAUUUUGACAUCUCAGCUAUGGAUAGAAAUGAUUCCCGAUGCAAGGGUUAAAGGCUCUACAUACUGUAGCAGCCGAGGACAUACAGAUCUACAAGGCCAGGAACUGCCGCAAGCCAGCCCUUGACCUCAGGGGUCUUUGCCUCACACAAAUCCCUGACUCCAUCUGCUGUGGCAUACUAACACAGUGCCUUACAUCAUUGGACAUCAGCCAAAACAAGCUGAAAUGUGUGCCAUCAUGUGUCGGUCAGCUAACGUUAUUGCGAGACCUGAGGGCAUCUCGCAACUUCAUAGAACAAUUGCCAGAGGACUUUGGAGGCCUAAAGGAACUCAGUUUCAUAGACCUUUCUCACAACGAACUCAGACAUAUUCCAUUGAGCCUGGAUAAUCUUGAGUGCCUGCAGCAUGUGAACUUAUCUGGGAACAGAAUAAGUGAAUUGAGGGACAGAACUUUUCAUCUGCCCAGGUUAAGAAAGUUUCAUAUCACUAGAAACCCUAUAGCUAAUGUACCUCAGGAUGUAUAUUUAUAUGGAUUGCAGGCAAUCCGUUGCUUCUUUGAUAUCACUAUUAGUGUGCCACAGCAGGACUGUUGGAGUCAGGAGGAUUCAUAUUCUUCACUGUGUGAAAAAAUUGCUCAUCUUAAACUGAAACAUGUAGAAACUAAACAAACGGCAGUUGUCCAUGGCUGUUCUUCAUCGAAGCCUACAUACCGAGAAGAUUCUCACAAUGAAAGGACUAGUGCAUUCAGAAUAGUCAGGAAUAGUGCCGCAGGUUCGCACAAACAACUCCAGCGAUUAGAGUCAGAUGGCCAUGUCUCCACAAGUGACUAUGGUUCAUGUACAGGAUCAAUGGGUGGGAGUGCCUUUCAAGGAAAGCAGGAAGAUGAUGCAAACAGUUGUUGUGGGGACCAGGGAAGUGAUGCUGAAGAUGUUCCUCGCAUGAUAGAGGAGGAGAUUGAGACUUGUGAUACUUGCCAUAAACCCCUGGUACCUGAAGUUGACUUUGAAGAUGAUGAAGUUGUAGACUUCAUUUUGCCAAACAGAGCUAGGUUUCUGAAGACUGGCAAUGCAGCAGUUCUUAUUCCUGAACACAACAAAUCAAACAUUUUGCGAACAGAUUUCUUCUUAGAACUUCUAGGAGACAUAAAGUUUGUUCCAGAACUUGGGGAUGAUAUGGUUCAUGCAAGUUCAGUUGCUUUUCUUGGCCCCCAUGGAACAUUAUUCUAUGAGGACAGUCCUGCAAUCAUCCGGUUGCCCCUUUAUCUGGAUGUUGGAGUAUCGCAAGUGAGGUGCUUCACAAGCAACACAGAUGACAUGGAAAAUCCUUUAUGGAUGGAGGUACCUACAUGCGACUACAGGGUAUAUCAAGGAUACGUGUUGUUGAGAACGAAUCACUUUUCUUUAUUUACCGUCAUGUUGGAUAAAGUUACCCCUACUGUUACAAGAGUCAUAAGAAAAGAUGAGGGUGGAAAACUUGUGGUAGAUCAGGUUCCUGGAGUCAAGGUUGAUUUCCCUGAAGGAUCCCUAUCCGAAGAUGUUACAGCUUCUGUUAAGGUCUUCUGUUCAGAACUUCCUUCUCAUCUGAGAACAAAUCUUCCCAUGAGAGAUGCUUUUGCAUCCCCAACGGUGGUGCUUCAACCACAUGGCUACUUCUUCAAAGUGCAACGAGACUGCAAGGUUACUGUUGAGCUGCCAAUACCAAACUACAGUAAGAUAAUUCAGCAAUUUGGACAUGAAGCCCAACUCUCUGUAUGGCAUAGCCCAACGUCAGAAGAAGAGCCUGUAUCAUGGGAACCACUGAAUGUCAAUUAUCGUAUCAGAGAAGAUGCAAAUGCCAGUUACUUCAUAGCCAUUCCUGUCGAGCACUUCUCCUGGCUGACAGCCAUCUGGAAUGGGAUCAGAAGUAAGCUCAAUAACACCGGAAUGUCACUGGGCUUCUAUUCUGGAGGAGCUGUGAGCAUGAAAUGCCAGGCAUGGAUGCUGGAGAGUUCAGAUACAGAGAAGUUUGGUCUCGUGGUCAUUUGUCAUCUAAGUGAUGACAGCACCAUGCAGGAUGUGGGCAACUAUGCUAAGAAUGUUGGUGGCAGCCUCAAGCCUGUUGCAAUAGCACCUGGUGGAGAUAUUGUUGUGAAACUAGGACGUUCAGACUACUUUGAGGCAGAUACCCGGGCGAGUGAAGACCCUAGUUUGGAGAAAGUGGAAGCCAACUACAGGGGUGGUGAGUUUGAGAUGCAGUUUGCUUGCCGCUUCAAGGGAAGCAACAAACCCAAGGAGAGGGAGAUCUUUGGCAAGGUGUUUGUGAUGCGAAGGAAAGAGGAUGGCUCAGAAGAACGUCUUUUUGAAUUCAACCUUAUCAAGAAGAGUGAUGAGCCUGAUGAUACUCCUGAGGAUCCUUGGACAGCAGCCUCCCUCAAAGAACUUGCAGACAUGCACGACAUCACUCAGGGUGAGAACUGGAAGCAGUUUGCCCGUGCCCUUGGUUUCAGCUACCAGGUCAUCCGCACCAAGCUGGGCCGGGCUGCUGACCCCUUCUCCGAGAUCGUAUCAAUGUAUCGAAGACAAGGAGGAGAGUACGACGAGUUCAUGCUUACGCUGAAUCAAAUUGGCCGCAAGCUUCGGAUGAACGAUACCUCAUCAGAGGAAUCUGCAGCACCAAAUUCAGGAGGAGCUCAGAGCUGGAAACAAAUGUUGACUCUUAGGAGUUGGUUUGGAGGUGGAGGCAAUGCCAGUCCAUCGCAGUCAAGGUCACGCUCCUCAUCACCUAGGAGUGUACAUGAAGAUGAUGAAUGCCAACCUGGACCUAGUGGUCUGCAGAAUACCAGUAGAAAACGUCAGUGUCCAACCUGUGAGGCAGAGCCUGUGGUUCCAUCAACCCCAUCCCGUUUCGGCAAGCGUCUACGCCUCUCACCCACCGCAUCUGAGUCCUCAGGGGGUAGCGACGACCUCAUGCACACCCUUCGUGUCAACCCUGAUCAGUCACCACCCCGCACUCCCGGGGGAAUCUACUGUAGCCUACCCAGCACUUCCCGCUACUCGCCACCUCACAAUACCUUCCACCAGGGUCCGUCUAACGUCACCCUCGUGUCCAACCGCAACAACGCUCCUGUCUUGACACCAGGUGUUGGUAUGUCAGGCAUUGGAGGCAUGUCUAGUAUUUAUGGCGCAAGCACAUCACAACUUCCCUCAGGCAGUGCCCAUCUUUUCAACAACACCCCCUACACAGCAGUCCCGUACGGAAGUAUUCCUAAUACAGCACAACAGACCUUGCCGAAUGCCCUGAGUGACCAAGAGAACCUACUUCGUGCCAACCCUCAAGAGAUCAGCCAGACCAACCUCUACCACAUUGCCUCCCUGAUACAGAACAACUGGGUGAAGGUUGCCCGCUUCGUCCGUGAUGAUGAGACCUUGGAGACAGACAUUAAAUCCAUCAAGGAGAACCACUCCAGUCCCGAGGAGCAAGCGACCCAGAUGCUCCUGCAGUGGAGGGAGAAGUGUCCUGACCGGUGCACUAGAGGGAUUCUCUAUGGAGCACUUUGCGACUUGAAUCUGAAGUCUGUUGCCAAGAAGUGUGAGCAAAUCUACAAGAAAUCCAGAUGAUAGGAAGUAGGCAGCUUUCAUUCUGGAGGCACGUAUAUGUAGCUUCUUGAAUGAGCAUUCAAUCUGGGGGAAAUAGCUGUGUUUGGCCAUGUUGAAAACAGGUGUGUCCUAAUUCCUCCUGUCUUGCCAUUUGAUUACUUUCCAGUCUUCUAAUGUCAUUCAUAUUCCUACCUCCACAGUUUGUUGAUUUUCAAAUUAAUUCAAAAUUUUCAACUGUAAAACAGUCCAUUGGUCAAAAUAAUUGUGUUCUGUAUUUGGCAAUCAGCUAUAUAUCAAAUAUAUAAAACCUAUCAUAUAUGUUUCAAAAUUCUCAAAGGUUUCUUAUUGAAUGGAAAUGUGGAUGUUGGUAAAAUUGCGAGUCGAUUUGGCCAAAGUGCAGGAAUGAAGCAGGAAGUCUAUCAAGCGGGACUUUUAAAAUUGAUCGAUGGAAAGUUGAUGCUUACAAAGCUAAUCAAAUCACUGAAAUUAAGCACCAUGGCAACAAAAGCAAACAUAUUUGUGUAGUCGAUCAUCAUUGAAAAAUACAUUUUUGGAUCAAGCUUUUGUUUUUAUUGUAUGAUAAUGAAUUUUUAUUUUCUAUUGCCAACUGUAAUUGGGUAUGAAUAUGUAUAAGUUUAGUAGACAUCAAGUUAAUUGAAUUCAUGCAAAGUGUGGAAUUUAUGGCCAAACAUGGAUGUGCCCUGGUAUUUCCAGCAGUGCUGAUAUAUUGAGAUGAUCACUUCAAGGUUUCUUGUUUAGCGAUUAGGUUAAUACAUGUAUAUUAAAACUUGCAAGCAUUCCAAGCAUUAUUCAAUUGUUCUUCUGUAACCAUCGCUUUAAUUAUGACUGAUGUAUGGCAGAUCUUCAAAAGUAUACAGUUAUUUUGUCAUAAACUCUGUUGUGUUAUAAUAGCAUGAGUUAAAGUUUUUGCAUUGCUCCUUUUAUACAUACAGCUAGCUCUUCAUGACUUGUGCAGUAGUACUUGCUGUUGAGAAGUAGGGUAGUGUCCCAUGCUGUACUGCCAAAGUCAAUAUUUUAUAAUUUUGUAGUGCUGCAUGCCAAAUAGUGUUUUAUAGGACUUAUGGAUGAGUGCUGGUCACUUACUUUUCACCAUACAAGCCCUUGAAGUGCUGCAGCGGUGACAUAGAUAAUGGCCUUCUUUUGAAUAAGCCUGCGGUCUUUAAUUGUGUAUAUAUAUCUUCAAAAGACAUUGCAUGCGGUGAAUUAUCCUUUAUGUAUAAAAUGAAAGAGCUAUUGUAUCAUGUCAUGAGCAUUACCAAAGCAUUGUCUUUGAAGAUUUAAAGCUACAGCCACAUUGAAAUAACAUCAGUUUUAGUCCUGAGCAACGCAAAUUAAAUGUUUUUUCAUUUAAUGUUGCAAUAUACAUACCGUAAGGGCACUAGUAUUCAACCCGUUUGGAGAGUUUCCUCAAAUAUAUAGAAAUAUAGAAUUUACCUGAAUUUCAGACCCGUCUUAUUUCCAAGAGCAAAUGCUGGUUAUUCUUUUUCCGUUAUUUUUUUCUUCAACCAGUUGACUGUGUGCGCGGGCGAUCGAAUUAUACAGCAACGGAUUUUGGUACUAGUAUUCAACCCGUCGGCACUAGUAUUCAACCUAGCGAUGAAAGAUGGCCCUGUCUCUCAAUCUGUCCUUGUCCCAUCCGACUAUGGACUAGACUAUUUGAGAUGAGACCAAACAGGGAAUUAAUCAAAGCCAGAGACUUACAUAGAUCUAGAUAUAAUUUAGCAAUCUAAACCCUUUUGAGAUUUGCUAUCAAUCCUGACUAGGUUGAAUACUAGUACCAUUCAGUGCAAAAGGCCAUCGCCGCAUAAUUCGAUCCUCCGCGCAUACAGUCGACAGAUUGACAAAGAAAAUAUCGACAACAGAUUACCCUGGAAAUAACAAAGGUGUGAAAUUAAGAUAAAUUCCCUAUUUCUAAAUAUUUUGGGGAAUAUGUCAAAAUCUUUGAAUUAUGCCGGGUUGAAUACUAGUACCCAUACGGUACCCACUACAGUUAUUUUAUCUUGAUAAGUUCUUCCAAUUUUCUUCAUAGUUAAUGUCACAGCUACGUUGCCAAUAAACAACAAGAUUACACUGUGACUCCAAAUGUUUUCACUACAAUGAUAAAAAAGGUCAUCAUAAUUUGUAUCAAUCUGAAACAUUCUGACGGUUUUUUUUUUUUAAAGAGUGUAUGAAUCAAGACAAAUUUCUGAUACUGUAUUGUAUUACUAUACCCACCAAUGUGUGAUUGAUCCAGCAUAGGAA
Molecule: messenger RNA, 5932 nt
Organism: Lytechinus pictus (painted urchin)
Lineage: Eukaryota; Metazoa; Echinodermata; Echinoidea; Temnopleuroida; Toxopneustidae
Exons: 7
Coding region: 137-3691 (1184 amino acids)
Biological process (GO): signal transduction
Molecular function (GO): protein binding
Source: RefSeq, a predicted model, not a curated record